Molecule: messenger RNA, 750 nt
Organism: Psilocybe cubensis
Lineage: Eukaryota; Fungi; Basidiomycota; Agaricomycetes; Agaricales; Agrocybaceae
Exons: 1
Coding region: 1-750 (249 amino acids)
Biological process (GO): protein dephosphorylation
Molecular function (GO): protein tyrosine phosphatase activity
Source: RefSeq, a predicted model, not a curated record
AUGACCUCAAAUUACCGUCUCGGCCCAGGGUCAUCUAGUCCCCAAACAACCACCUGCCCCACAGCUUCGACGUCGACAGCGGCGGCGUCAGACCACCCAGACGACCUCCAACAUUCACAGCGCAAACUACAAGCGCUAUUUAUUGAAGACAUUCCACGGCCUCUGACCGCUGUGUGUGCGCGCCCCAUCCCCAACUCGUACUGGGCCACCCCCCUUCUCCUCGCAUGCGAAUACCCAUGGACGCCUAAAAACCCAAACAAACCCAAGCUCGACGCGCUACUGCGCGCUGGCGUGCGCACAUUUAUCGAUCUCACCGAGUGCGGCGAGCUGCUACCAUACUCGUCUAUCUUGUCACAGCGCAGCGCGCUCCUGGGAAUCGACCCCGCCACUAUCGAGUACCACCGUUUCGCAAUCCGCGACCGAUGCCUUCCUGAAAGCAUUAACCACAUGUACCGCGUGUUAGAUACGCUCCGGGACAACCAGGAGCGCGGUAGAAUCAGCGCGGUGCAUUGUCGGGGAGGGAUCGGCCGCACGGGCAUGGUGAUUGGGUGCUGGCUCGUAGAAAGUGGUAUAGCGAGGGAUGGCAAAGAGGCGCUAGCCAUUAUUGCGAGGGAAUGGAAGACUGUGGAGAAAUGCAAACGCUACCCCCACAGCCCAGAAACGGGGGCGCAAUUCGACUUUGUUGCAAAGUUCCAUCCAUCACCGAAACAACUACACGCUACAUUGGAGCUCGAGAGCGAGGAUGCAUGA